UCUUUUGAAUUCAUUUAUUUAUUUAUUUUGUGCUAAUUGGGUAUGAUAAUGAAGAAGUUUGCUUGAAAUAAUUGAUUCCGUUGAUUGAAGAAUUCUUGCUAUGCUAUCCUCUGUUGAUCUCUACUGCGAGAUCAAAAACUGGAGCCAUAUCUGUUUGCAGGUAGCUCAGCGAAGAAGCAAGCAUUUUUGAGUUGUCUGAAAUGUAACUGUUUUGAUAAUAUUUUUACUUUCCGUAAGAACCUCUUUUUUUCUGAUUUUUGCUUUUUUCAUAUGCUUUGUGUGUGUUGGCUUGUUUCCUGACUCCUAAAACAGGCCAUAAGCAACUCAUCAGUUGUAUAUGUAUACUUACAUGUAUGGAUUGCAUUGAUUGCAUCUCUGUCAUAACAAGUUUUCUUCUUUAUGUAACAUGCAUGGAAGACAACUAAACAAAGCUUUUUUUUCCCCUGCAAAUAUACAAUUCGGUUACCCAUUUGUUCAUUUUUUUUUGGGGUAAAAUAAGGUAAUAUGAUGUCCUUCGGUUUAAAUUUUUGUAAAAUAUGUGACUUGAUUUGUGCAAUUUAUUAUGAAAUUGCAUGUUGUCAUGUGUCUGAAAAAUCUCAUCCAAGAACCCCAGACAUGUCAACUGCUUGUAGUUCAACUGACAUUUGAAAUAGGUUUGUCUAACUAGCAUUGGGAAUUUGGAUUCAUCUCCGAGUCUGAGUCAUGUAUCAUGUAUCUGAUGAUCUCAUAAUUAAGCGUUCUUUAGCUGUUUAUCUUCGCCAUGAUAAUAUUCUGAGUGUGAUGCAGAGCCAAGGAGCUUGUUCUUUUUUCCAGUGGGCUGAUUCUGAAGUAAAUACUAUGAUGGAGAGGUGUGUAGGUGGAUGGGAGGGCCACACAUCUCUUCAGUUCAACAAUGUAAAUAACAAAGAAGUCACAGUUGCUUCUGUGAUAGAAAUCGUUGGAAAUAUUGACUCGGAGAAGAAAGAAGACACUUCUGAGAUAGAGGCACCAGUUGUUAUUGCACGUGCAGAGCAAGUUUCAGAAGGUUCAGCUAAUCCGAUAACAGAUGUGGCCCCUCAAGCGAUUGUCCAUGUUGCGGGUGGCACUCAAAAGGAGGAAUCCGGAGACGAGGAUAUUGACUUCUUCUCAAAUGUUAUUCAGGUCGUUCCCAUGCUUCUUGAAGAAGAAGUGGACGAGAUCAUUUCAUCUCCAGGGGCAGCUUCGAAUAUAGAUUUGAGGGUAGCCGAGAUUUUGGACAACCUUCGGUACCUUGCUAAUUACGAGCCAGACUUUGCCUCUGAUGAGAAGUUAUCCUCAAGAUUUUAUAAAGACAUCGAAUACCUUUGUUGAAAUGCAAAAGGGAAACAUGUUGAUCAAAGAGGCCUUGAAGCAAUUACAGAGAUGGUUCGAGACUUCCCUCUCUUCCAAAGUGAUAUCACAGCUGCAAUUAGUUUUUCCUCUCGGCUGGAUGAAAAGCGUUUGAUAGCUGAGCACCAAGACGCCUCCUUAAGCAAGGUUAAGGUUGCCGGCAUGUUAAAAGCGAAGAAAAAGAAGGCCCCUGCUCUUGGAGAAAGCUCAGCUAGAAGCUCGUUUGGCCGAAAUCAAUACUCCUGAACUCGUUCUGCAAUUGGAAGUGGAAGAACUAAUACAACAGGUUCAACUUGAAGUCACCAAGACUGAGAAGGCCAAGGGUGAGGUAGCAGCUGAUGAAGGAAAGAAAGAUAAAUUCGAACUCAAGCGUCGAAUUGCCGAAGAUAGUAUCAAGAAGUUUUUUGAAGUUGUCUUCCCAAGACAAAAUCAACUUCUGAGACUGUGUCCAGGCAAUUCAAUUUGUUGUUCUGGUGAUUAAUUUAAUCAACCCAGUCGGUUAGACCGUUUUCUUUCAAAUCAAGUAUUUGUAAAACAUACCUGUAAAUAUCUUUACCUGUGCUUGGAGCGUAGGUAUUAAUAUCCGGUGAAUCAUUAUCGGUGAAAGUGGGCGGCUUCUUCGGCCGAUUCAAAGCUCUUUCCUGGUUGAUUCUGUAAUGAUUUUGAAUCGGCCAUUGACGAGUACAGAUGUUGGCAGCUCAAAUUUAUUCAUCUACUAUCUCUGAAGCAGUGCGUGCACAGUGCCCUGUGCUGAUUCUCCUCUA
Jatropha curcas is the source of this 2111-nucleotide messenger RNA. NCBI's taxonomy places the organism in Eukaryota, Viridiplantae, Streptophyta, Magnoliopsida, Malpighiales, Euphorbiaceae. The record is from RefSeq and is a predicted model, not a curated record.